Platichthys flesus (European flounder) is the source of this 3273-nucleotide messenger RNA. Its product is annotated as ras and Rab interactor 1-like. Bases 1232 to 3049 code for a protein of 605 amino acids. The record is from RefSeq and is a predicted model, not a curated record. The transcript is spliced from 6 exons. Lineage: Eukaryota; Metazoa; Chordata; Actinopteri; Pleuronectiformes; Pleuronectidae.
UUCUUUUAUUUUUAAAUAUACAACGUGAACAACGACAGAUUUACUUGACUUCAGCAUGGCUUUAGUUUGUAUAGCAGUAUUUGAGCAUGCAGGGAUUUUUACGCAAUUUUUCUGUAAGUGUUUGUGUGUGUGAUCUGAUCGAUGUUGUGCAAAAACACACAACACUUGAGAGUCAACACUAGAAGAAAGUGCAGCAGCCUUUUGAGCAAUUCAUGCACACUGAGAGAAUCAGAUGAGGGGUUUUAUUGUUUUUUAUUAUUUUAUUUGCUGUGGUGUAUUUGUGCAAGUAUAAAUAUAACAAAUAUAAAAGUAGGAAAAAAAAAACUGUGAGCAUCAGGGGAGGGAUUUUGCAAUAUGUUGUAAGUACACACGAGACUGGAUUGUGCAAUGUAACGUUAGCCCGUUGUUUGCCAAGGAAAGUUAAAGAGUUAUCCAGUUUGAGUUAUUUAUUUAAAUGAUGCAGGUUUUUUUAUCAUUUACAAACCAUUGCAUUGCUGUAACACUUAACUUCAAAACCCCUUUUAUCUUACUGAAACGUCUAACCACUCCAAGGCCUGUGCAAACACUUUGAAGCAGUACUACAGUUUCACCUCUGGAGGAUGCUGUUUCUUUGAAUUGACACAUACACACACAGAGUUAUAAUAUAAAGUUAGAUGUUAGGUGUUGCACCAUGUAUCUGUCCUGUAUCAAACAUUGUACAUUACUGUUUUAUUAUCUCAUUAACAACUCAUUACAUCAAGAGUUCAGCUGAAGGUGCUGCUGGUCAAGCUACAGUCGGACUCAUGUCUCACAGUCAGUACAGUCCUGUGGUGCAGGCAUGUUUUCAACAGGUGAGGUCAGGCGGGGAGGAGGAGGAGGAGGAGAAGAAGGAGGAGGAGGAGCCAGAAGAAGGAAGCAAGACGACUCCAGACCUGUGGACUCACGGGAGUUAGAGGAGAAGUUGACUUUCCAUCUAGUAAACUUGGCUGCUGGAAGAGAUAAAAAGGAGUAUGGCAUCAUAAAGGGGAUUAAGAGAAGGAUCAGGCCAGAGAGCCUUGAAGCCCUGUCUGUGCCUGAGCUGCUGCACUUUACCAAGUCUGGACUUGCUGUCUCAAUCCAGGCAGAUUUACAGCGCAGGUGUGUGUCUGCUGCAGGCCCGGCUAUCUCCCUGUUAGAAAGACAUGCAGCAUGUUGAGGGGUGUAUGAUCAUUUGAAGGACUAUUCAAAACAAUGUGUGUGUGUUUGUGUGUAGAUGGCACAGCAGGAGGAACCCCUGUAUGAUUUCCCGGAGCCCACCCAGUCAACAGAGCGGCCGUUCCAGGGGCAUCAAAGGGGACAGGGCUCCUUGAGAAGCGUCAGCGUGCUGGACCGCCUGCUGCUCACGGUGCCUGUCUGGCUUCAGCUGUCAAUCAACCCUGCUACCGCACUGCACAUACUGCAGAGAGAGCCUCCAGGGACAUUCCUGGUGCGGAAGUCUCGCACAUCUCAGAGAAACGUGCUCUGCGUGCGGCUGGUGGACGACAGCGUGCCGUCCUUCGUCAGGCAGUUUGGCAUCAGGGAGGAACAGAGCACUCUGUGUCUGGAGACUUCGGCCAUCAGUUUUCCAGAUCUGCCGAGACUCAUUUCUUUCUACUGUGUCAGCAGAGAUGUAUUACCUUUCCCUCUGGAGCUUCCUGAAGCCAUCGCAAAGGCAACAUCACACAAAGAGCUGGAGUCCAUCUCACAUAUGGGGAUAGAGUUUUGGAGUUCACAGCUGAACGUCCGAGGGCCGCGGGACGCUCCCAAGCCCCAGAAGGACAAGGAGAAGAAGCCAGACUCUGUAACGCCAGCACCACCUGCUGCUCCUCAACAGACCAGAUCUGAAGGUACUUCUCAGCCCGACUCAGACCACCAGCCCCGGACAGCACCUGAACCAGACGCAGCCACCAGUCAAUCAGCUCCCAACCCCACUUUGUUCCAUGAGUUUUGUCCAAUCACGACGCGCAGCCCCGGGGAGUUGGACUAUGGAACCGGCUUGGGCGCUCUCUGCUUCAUCAAUCCGCUUUUCCUGCAGUAUCAGAACGUUUUGUCCCGACGGCAACUGCUCAAACGCAGCCUCAAAAUUCGAAUUUCCACAGAGACAUCCACCAUGCUGCCACCGCCGCUCGCUCCGCCACCUCCACCGCCUCUCAUGCCCAAAAGUAAGGGGAGGUGUAAAGCACAGAAACAGAAACAGGUUGAUGGAGGCGCCCAGCUCAGUGGAAGUCUUUCUCAAGGUGUGAACCUAAGUCAAGCCACCACCCAGGGGGAUCCCACAGCUCAGGACACCUCAGAGACUCUGACACAAACACAGGAAGGUCCCACUGGAGCGCAAACACAGCUUCCCUCUGCAUCUCCUCUCUCCCAGCCUGAGGAGCAGGAGCCGGGUCAAACUAAAGCUCGAUUCGAGGGAGCAGAGGCUGCCCAGCUCCCAACGGUGAUCGACCAUCUCCAAGAGGACUCAGACUACAGGCAGCCCUCUCCAAUUACCAGCUUCUCCCAACCUCCCUCACUCUCUCCUUACCUCUCCCCUUACAUGGCACCUCCUCUUUUCCCGAAAUCAUCAUUGUCCCACUCUCCUCGCUGCUCCCCCGGUAUUUCUCCCUCUCUCUCCCCUUAUCAAUCCCCAAGCAUGUCUCCCAAGGCCCCAUUUGGUCUCUCUCCAUACGACUCCCCCUGUGCCUCACCCUCCCUUUCACCUUAUCAGUCCCCAUCACUUUCUCCAAAGACCGCCUUCCCCCUGUCUCCCUUCACUGCCUCACCCUUCUCUCAGCUGGCCGAGCAGGUGUAUCACAUACCCUCUGCCACCGCUUUAAGACCUGAUCAGCAAAGAUCACAGCCAGACGCUGAGGAGAAAGGAGAAGUCACCGAUGGAAAUAAGGAGGAAGAAGAUGAAACAAAUGAGGAAUUACAGGAAGAGGAGAGCUUGGUUUUACAGAUGAAUGCUGCGUUUCCUAAUGACAUGGACAGCUGCAGUUCCUUUAGUAGUCUCGAGGGGGCAGCAGAGACUUCAGCUCACUCACUGCAUGAUCAGAACAGUGUGAACCUCUAGCAAAUCGAAAUACAAGACUAUUAAUUAUUAUAUUAUGUGAUAUAAUAAAGUAUAGUGUAAAAUUUGUGAAUAUAUGUUCACAAAUUUUUUUCAUACGCACAAAACCAAAAUUGAUCACGCACAUACCUGAUGUUUUGCAUUUUUAAAGUCGUGUUAAUAGAAAUGUUUUACAGUUUCUAUCACCCUCUGUUUCCCUUGCAUACAAUAAAAUAUCUGACAGAUUU